Hemicordylus capensis (graceful crag lizard) is the source of this 4267-nucleotide messenger RNA. RefSeq names its product ankyrin repeat domain 49 (gene ANKRD49). The record is from RefSeq and is a predicted model, not a curated record. Gene Ontology annotation, molecular function: protein binding. The transcript has 3 exons. Lineage: Eukaryota; Metazoa; Chordata; Lepidosauria; Squamata; Cordylidae. Bases 462 to 1184 code for a protein of 240 amino acids.
AGGCGCACCCCCACAUCCGGGAACGAGAAGCAGUUGGAGGAGGCGAAAGAGAACGCUGAUACCGGAAGUCUCCCUGGCUCAAGGAGGAGGAAGACUUGCUGGAGGAGCAGCCGCUGGCCACCCUUUGGCCCCGCCCCGCAAGAGAUGGACGUGAAUCGGGGCCGCGCUAAGGCGGGCUUUGGCCCUUAACGACGAGUCGACGGCUCUAGAGGAGCAGAAGCAGGGUUCGUCCGGGUCACUGGCGGGAUGAGAGAACUUGCCUUUGAGGGGCCGCUUGAAACGGUGCUGGGGAGCGUCUGCCCCGUGACGGUUGUCAUGGUGUUGGUGCAGUCUAUGCCAUUCGUCAUUGGCUUUUGUUAGCAAUUUCUCCCGAUGAAUGACCUGGAAAUGAGGCAAGCAAGGAAAAGAGGUGGUGAUAUUUUGUUGUGAAUAUUUGAGCCUUGAGAGCUCAACUUUACAAAAUGAAUGAAAGUGGCAAAUCAUUAGAAGAGAAUACAGAGGAGGAGACAAAGGAUUAUAAGGACUUUGCUGAGAGCUUUAACCAGCUUGAAUUGUUGGAAACUCACAGGCAUUUAAUCCCCACGGGAACACAGAGUCUUUGGUCUGGAGAUUCUGAUGAGGAAGACCAAGAUGAAAAAACUGAGGAAUGGUACCAAGCUCAAGAGAAAAAAAUGGAAAACAACCCAGACAAGCUUCUCCUUUGGGCAGCUGAAAAAAAUAGGCUUCUCACAGUGCAAAGGCUCCUAUCUCAAAAUCUGGCUCCUGUAAAUGUCUGUGAUGAAGACCAAUACACCCCUCUCCACCGGGCUGCCUAUAACGGACACUUGGAAGUUGUGCGCGAGUUGAUUGGCCAUGGUGCAGAUGUUCAUGCAUUGACAGUGGACAGCUGGACACCACUACACAGUGCAUGCAAGUGGAACAACACAAAGAUUGCGUCAUUCUUGCUUCAGCAUGGUGCGGAUAUCAAUGCUCAGACCAAUGGCCUGCUGACACCAUUGCAUCUUGCAGCAGGAAACAGGGAGAGUAAGGAAACCCUUGAGCUCUUGCUCAUGAAUCGCUAUUUAAAGCCAAAUCUCAGAAAUAACUUGGAUGAAACGGCCUAUGAUAUCGCUCGAAGGACUGACAUAUAUCAUUACCUGUUUGAAAUUGUUGAAAAUUGCACAAAUUCUGUGGCAGAUUCUUAGGAGUUGUAACCAUUUGAAUGUUAAAACACACUGCCAGCGCCUUUGUAAGAAGUACACUUUGUAACUGCACUCAAAGUUGGUGCUUUCAACCCCACCUCUCGGCAUAGCUUUACUCUCUGAGAUGCUGAAAUGGGUUCUCAUUUUGUGAAGAUGUCAUUAUUUUUAUAAUAUAAAGUACACUACCCUUAUAUUUGUGAAACAUUUCCACUCUUACUUGAAAAGCUUUGGAGGAAUCUCAAGUACCUCAAGGCUGUUUUCCAGUUUAAGCACUUAAAACAGCAGGAGUGUUGCUCAUUGAAAUGCAUGCUUGGGUAAGCAAAUACAGUUGCUGAAAUUGGCCAUCUCUCCUUUUAAAAGCAUGGAGGAAAUAUUGAGACCUAAUUGCUGGCUGCUGGACAUGUUUGAACAGAAACGAAACCGGAGAUCAAAUGACAUUACAGCUAUCAGCUGGUCAUCACCAGAUAAUUACACAUUCUUGGCUAUUAAAGCGCAAGCCAUUCUGAAAUCCAGCAGCAUAACGUUACGGCCAGCUUUCAAAGGCCUACUCUGGUGUCUCAGUAAUACCUGCCACAAAUUAUCCGUCGAUCUUCAAAACAUAAUAUUUUGUGGUCACAGUUGGCUUUUUAAAGUGAAAACGCAAACAUCUACACAGGGAAAUGUGCAAGGACUGUAUUUCCAGUACACACAUUAUAGGGGAAGAGGUGUGUGUGUGUGGGGGGGGUGUUAAUAAAACCCACAUGCCUCACCCCCAACUCCCACUAGUUAGCCAAAUCAUACCUCUCCCCAUAGUUAGGGAUGUGCUUGAAUCUGUUUGGUGCCUCCCUUGGGGAAGUACCGAACUGGCUCGGGCACCCACAUUCAAACCAGUUUAGCAGGACAGGUAUCGGUUCCCUUAAAAGACAGGUCCUUCCCUGCUCCUCUGCCACCCCACCACUUUUCCGGAUGUGGCACUUGCUUUACAAAAGACUGCAUGGCUGCAGCCUUGUGCAUGCUGAAGCCACAUGCAGGCUGCUGGGAGCAGCGUCACAGCCACACACGGCCUCUUAUAAAGCAAGCACCAUGCCCGGAAAGGCAGUGGAGCGGCAGAGGAGCAGGUAAGGGCCUGCCUGCCUUUUAUGGGAACUGAUCUCUGCCCUGCCCAAGCCAGAUCAGGCACAUCUCUGCCCAUAGUCUUCUGAAAACUAUAGCUAAAGGGGCCACACAAAAUAAGAGGGCUAAGCCCUCUCUGUAAUUUGAGCACUAUUAUUUCCUAAGUAGGUUCCUAUAUCCUUGCUGGGUUCCAUUCACUGAUUUAUGUCUUGAAAAUGACUGAAUAAUUAGUCAUCAAGUAAUGUUGACAUAUCCAGGUACUUAAGUAUUUAUUUUACAAUCAUUACUUUAUCUGAAGUGGUCUAAAAAUGCAAGUACCAUGAGAUUCCAGGAGUUGUGUGGUAGUACCCUGUCUGUCUUCAGCCUAGUUUACACAUACUUGCCUUUCUCAGUUACAUUUUUGUUUACAGGAGUAGGUUGUAGAACACUUGGAUGUCAUUCAUGAGCAGUGUAAGAAAUAGCCUGUAGUCAAAUGCAGCAGGUUACUAGUCCUGAAAAUAUUUGGGGCGGGUUUGCAUUAUAGUUUUGUACAUGUGAGUUUGGAGAAAUUCAUGUAAAAGGUGUAUGUUGUCUCAAAAGGUCUGCACAUACCAACUUUCUUCUAACUCUGUACCCAGUUUGUCUGGUACAAACUUCAUAUAUAUCUUAAGUUUCUAUUUGCAUGUACAAAGGCAAAUGUGUGAAACAGCAUUCUGUGUGUUAGAAACACACAAUGCAGUGAUAUGUAGAGGAUGUACUGUGUGAGAGAGAGAACUUAAAUUGCAGAAGUGAGGGCAGCAGAGAACAGGAUCACAUGUGUGCUAUGCUGCUGUUUGAGAGUGUCUUGUACAUUCUGUUCACCACUUUGAAUGUCUUGUAUGAGUUAACCUUAAGUUAAGGUAAAUAUCUGCAUUCAGAGUGUGGCUUGCUGUGGUGUUCCGUUGCUCCAUUUACUGUAGAAUCAGUCCUCCUAUUUAUUGAGGCUAUCUUGGACUGUAAGCCAAAACUCACUUAACCCCGAAGCAGACCAUAAUAUUCAGUGGGAGGUUACUGAGGAGCCUGGAGCAAGUGGCUUAUGUACUUAAAGCCCUUAAUACUGUUGUUGGAAGCCCCAGUUUUACAAAUGUACGCCCCUUUGAAGUCAGUGGAACUUUAUCAAAUGUGAAGGUGGUUAGGUUUGAGGCAUUACAAUGGGGUCAGUAAACUGCUUGAGCUGACAUAUUUGGAAUUACUAGGCCUUGAUCCUAUUUACUUAGAAGUAAGUUCCACUGAUCUCAUAUGUGCUUUGUAUAAGGAUUCUGGUAUUGCUAAAAUGAGAAAAAUAGGAUUGAUUUUCCUAAAAGUACUUCACUAGAAAAAAGGUCUCGUUAAAAGUGGUGGGAAGUACUUAAUGAGCUGUUUAAUAUCUAGGCUGCAAAGUCAGCUAUUCCAAGCACACUGGUGUUUCGGGGUUUGAUUUCUACAUCAGUUUUAAGUAUCAGUUCGUCAAGUGGCUUGCAGAUAACGCCUUAAGGCUCCAGUACAGAUUUAAAUCACUUUGAAACAGUUUAACUGUAACAGCGUCCCCUAAAGUACACCGAGAAUUGUAGUUUCUUGUUGGAAUGCUUAGGAUUCUUCAGAAAGACUGCUAGCCACACUUAACUACAACUUCCACAAUUCCUUGGUUGGGGACAAUGACCAGUAAACCGGUUUGAAACCACUUUAAAUUUGUUGUGUGGAUAUGGUAACUUGUAAUAUGUCUUCAGAUUGUGCAGAGAUCUACUGUAACUGAAAACUCCUAAAGAACUAGUGCUUUGUUACCAAGGAGAGAACUGGAGUACGUAUUUAUUGUAUGAAAUAACAGCUGCUGUUAAAAGUUGACUUUAAUUUUUAUUCUUGUGAGAUACUUAAGUUUUUGAAAACUGCAUGGAAACUGAGACUGAAUGUAAUUGAACUUAUACAGGUAACACUUGAAAUGCAGUAUACUGUAAUUCUGCUGUGAGUCUUAUUUAAAAAUAAAAUAUUUAACACUCUGA